Molecule: messenger RNA, 5570 nt
Organism: Anneissia japonica
Lineage: Eukaryota; Metazoa; Echinodermata; Crinoidea; Comatulida; Comatulidae
Product: growth arrest-specific protein 2-like
Exons: 7
Coding region: 221-1123 (300 amino acids)
Biological process (GO): actin crosslink formation
Cellular component (GO): actin filament
Molecular function (GO): microtubule binding; cytoskeletal adaptor activity; actin filament binding
Source: RefSeq, a predicted model, not a curated record
GCAACACACAACAAAUCUCAUUUUUCGAUGAGUGUGUCGUGUGCGAUCGAUGUCAACAGAAAUCUGUGAAACGCUAGUUAAAGCCCUUUUUGAACAACCUAUACUGUAAUUGACUUGUUGAUGUUAACCAAAUAAUGCUUCAUUUUUUAUCAAAUACUUUUAAAAUGUGACUGAAUGAUUCGAUUAAGUAUUACUCCUCUCAACAAGAUCUCAUGUUGAGAUGUUUAAUGGAACUAUGACAGAGCACUCAGCCACGGAAUUAACUUCCGAGAUUGCAAAGGCUGCGGAGGAGGCAUUGAUCCCUCUGCAAGAUGAUCUAGCAGACUGGUUAUCCAGGGUUUUAGAUGUUGAUAUCACAACAGGUAAUUUCAUGGAAUCCUUAUCUGAUGGGGUGUUACCAUGUAAACUAGCACUUCUGUUACAAAAUAAAGCUGAAGAGUGCAAGAAACGUGGGUUAAUUGCGGAAGACUUGCCAAGAUCACAAGUAAAAUACCGGGCCAAUGCAAGAAGAGGUUCAUUCUUUGCGAGGGACAAUACAGCAAGCUUUUUAAAAUGGUGUCGGGAAAUUGGCCUUGAAGAUACGUGUUUAUUCGAAACUGAAGGCUUAGUUCUACAAAAGCAGCCUAAAGAUGUGUUGGUAUGCAUAUAUGAGUUGGCAAGGAUUGCUGCAAGGUACGGCAUUGAGCCUCCAGGCCUAGUGAAGUUAGAGAAGGAGAUUGAACGAGAACAGACCAAUCCUAGGCCAGUGUCAGCAAUUCCAAAGGCAAAAAGGAGUCCAGUUGGUGCCUUAGAUGUAGAAGUGAUGAAAGUAGCGAAUAAGUCUGGUCAUGGUCUGCAGAUUAAAAGGAUAUCUGAAGGCAGGUAUAACAUUGCAGGAAAGGUGGUCUUUAUCCGGAUGCUACGGGGCCGGCAUGUGAUGGUACGUGUAGGGGGCGGUUGGGACACGUUAGAACACUUCCUAGAAAAGCAUGAUGCUUGCAAGAUGGUUCGCGUAAGCCGUCAGAUAACGGAUGAAAGGGGCGUUCCUGUACCCGAUGAUUUCUUCGUCAUUAAUGCAAGAUACAAAGGGAGCCCUCCGAGUAGAAGCCGACCUGGUAGUACAAAACGUGCAACAUCAAGAUGAUAAAAAAGAAAAACAAAUUUAUAUUUAUCAGAAAAAAAUUUUGAAAUACUUCCAGCUGAUAUCAAUAACAAAAGUAUUUAAAGAAAAUAUAUGAUAAUCUGACCAAAAAAAAAAUUUAAAAUGAAUCCUAUUUAUAUUCACUGUAGAUCUGAGAUUAUUUAUUGAAAUCAGGUUGAUGGUGGAAGUUGAAGCAUAUUGUAUGUGAAAUGUGAUAAUACCAGUAUCUAUAUACGAAUGCCAUCACGCUAAUGUGUCCUUUGAAAUGGAUUUGAGGAUUUCACAAGAUGAAUAUUAUGAAUGCAAGCAUCAAGAUUAAUUACCGCAGCUGUCUCCAUCAACAUUGAAACAUCCAAAUCACAGUAAAAUAAUUUAAUUUAUUCUUUAAACUAGGAGUCGUUUCUAUAGCAAGCUACUGAUCUCAAAAGAUACUGCAUAAUGAUAGUAUGCAUACUUAGCGGAUGAAGUAGAUUGAAUCAAUAGGGGCGAGGGGAGAAUUUGCAGGAUCUGGACCAAGGGGAAUGUAAUUCAGCAGAAAAUUGUCAAUUCAUAUAGUUACUAAUAAGAAACUAGGAAUUGGUUGUUUUAAGCCUUGUCCAGGCUAUUAAAUUUCAUUUGACAGAAACAUGUGACAUGCCUAAAUAUGGUAAUGAUGACAUCACAUCAUAAUCAUAUAUAGGCACAUCAUGUCUAUAUAUGGUCAUAUCACAUUUUUUUGUCACGUAAAAUUUGAUAGUAUUGAGAGCUUUAUAGAAAAAUUUUCAGGGAUUGAACCUAGGAUUUUGGCAUUACAAGGCAGGAGCUUAACUACUAUGUCACAAAGAUAGGGAAACAAAUUAUACUGUCAGAUAUUAAUAAACUAUUGCAACUAAUAUGAAAUAAAAAAAUGUUUACAAAUCAUGUAAUGAAAAAAAAAAUCACAAAUCAUCCCAUGUAAACAAUUACAAAGUAGGGAGACAAAUAUUUACCCACCAGUAAUUGUAGGUUUAAUUUAUCCAGAAAUUAGAGAUCCAAAUAUUUACAUCUUGUUCAUGUAGAUUUUUCUCAAAUAAAUUGAAAUCCAUAGGCAAUAAUAAAUAAAAAUGAUACAACUUCCUUUAGACUGAAUUUAUAUAGACAAAUCAUUGGUAAAUUUUUGAUACACAGAAUAUUGGAGUUUUCUAAAACAAUUGUAGAUGAUAAAAUCUCCAUUUUUUUGGAGUACAGUAUAUUUAUUCUAAUGGUUUUUGCUCCUGUUUCGAGGUAUAAAUUCUUUUUCCAGGUAGAAUAAAAGGGGUUAAACUCUGAUUGUCAAAUAUAUUUAGAUCAUAAAGAAAUACCACUCUAUAUUAUAGGAACAGAAACUGUUUUAUCACAUAUGAAGGAGAAUUCUAACAAAAAAAUUCCACCUUAAAAUUUGCUAAUAAAACGUGUGUGUGAUUUGCCACUCAUUUAUUAAUGAGCUCGCAUUCAAGCAAAACAAAACAUCUCAUUGCUUCCAUCUUAACCAUGCACCACCGAACAGAUGUAGGUAAUUAAUUUCAAUGCUUAUACUUGAUUUUCAGCUAAUAUUUGUUUAAUGGUUUCUGAGAGGUUGUAUAUUAGUGUUUUAUUUGUAAAAAGUGGAAAUUAGAUUGUUGUGUCCAUUAAAAGUAUUUCCAUAAACAUGGAAGUAUUUUAAUGGAAUUGUUACUUUGCUAGGGUUCCGUGCAAUUGAAAGCAAAACCUGUGUUAAUUUAUUUAGGAUUAGUUGUGUUGAUUUAUUUAGGAUUAGUAUCACCUUGCUUAUUAAUUAGCUUUAAUAGUUUUAAGUAUUUUUGCACCAAAUAGUGUAACACCUGUGAUAAAAUUUUUAGUAUAACAAAGAAAUUAAUAUUUAUUUUUUGAUAAGACAAUUAUGUAUAGGUUGUUUUAGUUGGAAGUUUUACAAAAUAUUUAAGAAAAAUUAUUUACCUUAAAAUAAAUUAUGUAUCGCUGAUAAUUUAGAGUAAAAUAGUUGUUAUAUAAUCUGAAUUUUUCUUUAAAACCAUUGCAGUGUUUUAUGUAUUGUAAGAAUGAUGUGGGUGGUAAUCCCACAUGUUCAUGUGAUUUGUAUGAAAUAUAUUCAUACUGGUUAAUGUAAACAUUCUGCACUCUCCAUUCUACGAUUCGCUUUUACACAGCGUGUAGCUCGUGAUAUGCGACACCACCAAUAACUGUUAGAGUGUAAUUUACAUGUAGCUGGUGUAUCAUGAGAAUUUGUUAAAAUGCCACAUUGUUUUUUUUUAAUACAUCUGAUUAGCACAUUAUAAAAUGAGCAAUUUAUGUUUACGUUAAAUUUCUCUUCUAAAUUCCAAUUAAGCUCUAGUUAAUAAUUAAGCUGAUUAAUUAAGAGCUUAUGAACUUAGUAUGUUAAAAAGAGCAUGUAUAUUUUCUUACACAUGUAGUAAUAGAUGUAAAACAUUUUUGAAGGUUAUGCUGGCUGAAAUCUGUCGUAUUGGCUGUAUUAUAUAAUUGAAGCUAAUGUUAGCAUGCAUGUUUGGUUUUGGAAUAUAGAGGGGGUACUUUCUGUUUUGCUCACAGUACUUAGACUAUUUAUUAAAUUUAUUGGUUUAAAAUAUCUUUUUUUACCAGAAUUCAAAGUUUGUGAUUAUAUAUUGAAAGUUAUUGUAACAUUUAUAGUAUAGUAUAAGAAAGCAUUUCUUUUAAAGAAUUUUACAAAUUUUCUUGAGAAUUAAAAUUAUAGUUUCUAACACCUUAAACAAUUUUAAAUAUAUUGAUUAGUCACGCAAAGGAAAAUCCGAUUAUGUGCAAUUAAUAAGUGAACUAAGAAAAUGAAAAUUACUUCAUGCAAAAAUUUGUAAACAAUAAAUCAUUGCAAUAGAAUUUACUAAGAAUUUUUGCAAAAUUAUGUCAAAGACCAUAAGAUUAUCAAUCAAUACAGACCUAUUAAUAUUUAUCUUUAAUUUUGAAGUUUUACAUUAAGAUUCAUUUAAGUGUUGUGCAAAAAAUAACUGUUGUAUGAGGCAAUAACACAUAAAUUGACUGAUUUUUUCCAUUGUAUCAUGUUACUGUGUUUAAGUUUAUUCAAUAGAUGUGCACUAUUUACACAUUCUUAAUUAAAAAUAUGUUAAUUGUACACCUUGUUAAUUAUCUUACACCUUGAAAUGAUGGCAGCAUUGUGUAUCAUGUUGGUAUAUUGGUUUCAUAUUUUAUAUAAUUGAUAAUCAUAUAUGUUGGAAUAUCUAAAAGCUUUCAUUCAUGUGCCUUUUCUAUUUUAUAAGCAUAAGGAAUGCUAAUUGUUCAAUUUUUUUUUAGAACCACCUGGCACUUGCGUCAACUUUUAACCUGUAGUUGCAUUUUAAGCAUUAAUUUACUUACUUUCAGAUUAUUAUGUAAUCUUGUGUGAAAAAGUGCAUAUUUGGUCUGCACUUUUUUAGAUAUAUAAUUGUCUAUGCCUUGUACCCAACUAAGGCUCUUGUCUGUGUCAAUAUAUCAUACCCACCUAAAAGGCCUGUGUUUUAUGCCUUGUACCCACCUGAGGCCUGUGUAUAGGCCCUAUACCCACCAUAGGCCUAUUUACAAGUAGGCGCUUGUGCUUUUUGUCCUACCACUCCUUCCAACGUUAAAGAAUUAUAUAAUCUGUGGGUAUAAAUGUUAGGUCUGAUCACAAUUGAUAAUACCAAUUAUUGAUAAACUGAGAUCUACUUAUUAAUCAUAUUCAGAUAUUAUUGUUAUAAAAGUUACGAUAAGUAUAGCAAGCGGUCUGUAAGCCAAUCGCGCUGUGUUAAAUAAAGGCAAUACCUAGCUGUAGAAAGUAAUCUGCACUUAAAAACUAAAAUUGUAUUUUUAUAUGAAGUUAGCAUAGGAAAAGAAAGGUUUCACUCGCUUUAGCUUGUUUCAGAAUUAUGUACUUGUGUGAGGAAAUCAGGGUAUUGAUAUAUUAUAAUUAUUUGAAGAAGAGACAAUUGUUUUUAAUUUAUUCAUAUAUUUUUAUUAAGAUUAUUUUAUGCUGAAAACUUUAGAAGAAUGCUCAGUUAUUAUUUUUAGAACAGAAAAAAAACUAAUAAUUGAAAAAGAAUAUUUAUUUGUUAUCCUUUGCCAGGGCACAGAAUAUUUUAUAAAGCAAUUCAUGCUAAUUGUUCCUUACCAAGGGCAGACCAAUCGUCAAUGGAAUGAAAUGGUUUAUCUAGGUAUUUCAAUCCUAAACAAUCGUAUCACUAUUACUUAGUUGCCAAAGGCUUUUUGUCUAUAAUUUUUGCCAUAAUUCAUUUUGGUUCUGUGUUGUAAUUGUUUCAUGUUCUUAAAAGCAUUUGCAAAAUAAUUUUUUAAAGUUUUAGCUUGAGACUCACUUUUAAUGGCAUGAAUUUAGUUCAUAAAUUUGUUAAUUAUCUUCAGAAUAUAGAUAAUAUGGUGAGCAUUUCUUCCGAACUUUUACUUUAUUUGUCAAUGAUUUUUAGGAAGGGCUUUGAUAAUAAACUAUAAGAUGAAA